Messenger RNA from Rhipicephalus microplus (southern cattle tick), 296 nucleotides. Its product is annotated as 60S ribosomal protein L10a-2-like. The record is from RefSeq and is a predicted model, not a curated record. NCBI's taxonomy places the organism in Eukaryota, Metazoa, Arthropoda, Arachnida, Ixodida, Ixodidae.
CUCAGAAGUACGACGCAUUCUUGGUGUCGAAGCCCGUGCUGGGAAAGUUCAACGCCUACUUCGGCUACGCCUUGGCGGGAGCGGGCAAGGCGCCCCCCUUCGGCCUGUCCGUCGAGCAACCCCGCAACGAGCUUUUGGUCAUCGUGGGUCACGUGACCAUGUUACCAGAGCACUUGACGCAGAACGUGAACCGGGUCGUGACACAUCUGACCCGCAUGCUGACCGAAAAUCCAGACGUUGCCGUCCGCUCGGUCUGCAUCAAGAGCAGAUCGGGACCCAAACUGAAGCUCUGCUGA